This is a messenger RNA of Linum trigynum, 2153 nucleotides long. The record is from the annotation of a GenBank genome assembly. NCBI's taxonomy places the organism in Eukaryota, Viridiplantae, Streptophyta, Magnoliopsida, Malpighiales, Linaceae.
UGUCUUCUCCUAGUUUUCGCUGCUGCCAUUAUCACCAACUCCAUCGUCUUCAUUGUGCGUCACUCGACUGAGUUGGAGAGGAUAGGAAGCCCCCGCACGACCUCCCAAUCACACGUGUGCUCCUCGACACGAGAAAGGGGAUGGCGACGACUUGUUUUGCCGACUACGAUUCAAGCUCUUCAUUUCGCGAGAAGGGACGAUGAAGAAGAGGAGUUGCUUCAAAAGAAAAUAAAAGUGGGUGACAACAAUUACCAAAAUAUCAUUAAUGAGUUAUAUUAACAUAGUGCUAACACUUAUGGAUGUUCUCACUCUAUCCAAUCCUAAAUUCUAAACUUAAACCUAUAGCUGUCAAAAAAACAUAGGACAAUCGGGUUCGAUAUUUGUUACCUACCGAUUUCCAACAUUUCCCACAAGAACCCUUUAAGUGGUUUAACAGUUAACCAUUGAAACACUUCAAAUAAAAUCACCAUUCCAGAAGAAACUCCAAAUUUUGUCUAGCACUCCACAGCUUACUUCUUCUUCUUCUUCUUCUUCUUCUUCUUCUUCUUCUUCUUCUUCAUCAUCAUCAUCAUUUUAUCCCCACCGAGUUUGACUCAAUCAACAAAUUUUUGCCGUUUCCAUCCAUCAAUCUACCCUCUAUACAAGCUAUGAAGCUCCUCACCAUUUCCCCUUCUCAAAGCAUCCCAUGUUUUCCCCUCUGCUCUGUUUUUGUCUUCCUUUCAGCAAAAAUGGCGCCUUCCAAGCUACUCACCCUUUUCCUCUCCCCCGCCCUGCUGGUCCUCCUUCUUCGCCCCGCCGCCUCGCAAUCCCCCGCCGCCGUCGUUAGAGGCGGUUACUGGUUCCCGGAAAGCGGGUUUGCAUCCUCCGCCAUCAACUCCAAGCUUUUCACUCACCUCUUCUGCGCGUUCGCCGGAGUUGACCCGCAGACCUUCCGGCUCACUGUCCCCGACGCGAAUCAGCCUCAAUUUUCGACCUUUACCCAGACGGUUCAGCGCCAGAACCCAUCGGUGAAAACCCUUUUGUCGAUCGGCGGAGGCAAUGCCAAUCUCACGACUCUGGCUGCCAUGGCAAGCCAACCAGGCAGAAGGAAGGCGUUUAUCGGUUCCUCCAUAAGCCUUGCAAGAUCGUACAAUUUCCACGGCCUCGACCUCGAUUGGGAGUACCCAUCGGACACAACCCAGAUGGCCAAUUUCGGCGCCCUCCUCGCAGAAUGGCGCGCCGCCGUGGCGGAGGAGGCCGGGAGCUCCGGCAAGCCUCCCCUGUUCUUAUCCGCCGCCGUCCUCUACUUAUCCUACUACUACUCUCCCUCCGUCCCAUACCCUGUCCAGACCAUAUCAAACUCCCUGGACUGGAUCAACCUGAUGGCCUACGACUUCUAUGGCCCCUGGUUGCCGACGAUGACCGCCCCGCCGGCGGCCCUCUACAAUCCCGGCCGCCGCGAGAGCGGCGACAACGGGGUCAAUUCCUGGAUCGAGUCGCAAUUUCCCGCCGAAAAAAUCAUCCUAGGGAUGCCAUUCUUCGGUUGGUCGUGGCGGCUCGUAGACCCGGAGAACCACGAGCUUUACUCGCCGGCGAACGGGAAGGCACUGGCCGGAGAUGGUUCGGCCGGGUAUGACCUGAUCAAUGCGUUUGUAGCUCAGAACAGGGGAACCAAAGUGUUCAAUUCCACGGUCGUUUCGGACUAUUGUUACAGCGGGACGACUUGGAUCGGAUACGACGACGUUCAGAGCGUUUCGACGAAGGUUGCUUAUGCUAAGAACAGAGGGUUGGGUGGUUACUUCGCUUGGCAUGUUGGUGCUGAUGAUAAUUGGACUCUUUCCACCACAGCAUCGCAGGCAUGGGGAGCUUAGCUUAAGGAAUGGUUGGUCGGUUAUGUGUUUGAGGAAGAGAUUCAAAUAGUACAGCUUGGAUUAGGGGUGGGAAACAAUUAUGUACGGGAAUGAAAUGUAUUCGAAUCGAAUUGAAUAUAUUUCGAUUUGGUUCUCAUCCUGUGAACUAUUUUAAAUAUGAAAAAGAGAUUAAAAUUGAAUUUAGAUUCCGCCGAAUUGAAUCAAAUGAACCAAACAUACUUUUGAUUCAUAUUUGGUCUUUUUUUUAUCCAGUUCCGUAGUUCCGUUUCAAUUCGAUAAGGUUAAUGAAGUUAUGUCACCGGU